AUGGAGGCGGCGGACGAGGAGCGGAGGGUGCCGGCUGCCUUCGUGGCCGCCCUGGGGCCCGAGGCCGGCGGCGCCGCGGCCGCGGUGCUGCCCGAGCGGCUGCAGCGGCGGGAGGCUGAGCGGCAGCGCGGCGUGGCGCGGCAGCGGGAGCUGAAGGAGGCGCAGGCGGUGCGGGAGGAGGGCAGCGAGUUCUUCGCCGCCGCCUUCGGCCGGGAGCGGGAGGCGGUGGAGGCGCUGCUGGCGGCGGGGCGGCCCGAGGAGGCGGCGGCGCGGCUGCAGGGGCUGCAGAAGCUGUUGACCGAGAGCGUGCGCUUCCUGGCUCCCUACGAGGUACGGCAGGGCCAGGAAGCCGUGUCCCGGCUGCAGGCCGACCUAGCGGCCUGGCGGCAACAGCUGCAGCCCAAGAAGAAGUUCGCCUUCCGCAGCCUGAAGAAAGAGGCGGCCCCGGGCGCCGAGCCGCGCCCCGCCGAACCCGAGGAGUCGGCCGAGCCGCCGGCCCCGGGCAGCGCCGAGGGGGAGCCGGGCGGGCCUCCGCUGUGCGGCUUCAGCCGCGCCGAGGAUCGAGAGCUGGAGCUGGGCCCGGAGGAGCUGCUGCAGCGCGACGUGGUGCUGGAGGAGCUGCGCGGCUGCCGGGUGCGGCUUCGCGGCAACCCCAACACGCUGCGGAUGCGCGAGUGUCGCGGCUGCACCGUGCUGUGCGGGCCCGUCUCCACCUCCGUGCUGGUGGAUGGCUGCAGCGAAUGCCAGCUGGUGGUGGCCUGCCAGCAGCUCCGCACGCAUCGCACCCGCGGCAGCCGCUUCUACGUGCAGGUGACCAGCAGGGCCGUCAUCGAGGACUGCAGCGAGGUGUCCUUCGCGCCCUAUGCAUGGAGCUACCCGGGCAUCGAGGCGGACUUCGAGUCGUCCGGGCUGGAUAGAAACAGAAACAACUGGAACCUGGUGGAUGACUUUGACUGGCUGGCGAGCGACAGGCCCUCACCCAACUGGAGCCUCAUCCCCGAACAAGAGCGCGUCAGCUGCUGGGACUGACCGCGAGCGAUGGAGCCUGCCGGCAACGUGCUGAUCCGCAGGCGGGAGGGCUUCAUCCCUACGGGCCGUAAAAUGAUUGUGGGUGGUGCUUCAGUGGGGAGUUACAGCCUGUGGCUGGUUGCUCUCCUUGAAAAAUUUCACUCGGAUGUAGUUUACUAUUACUAAACUUGCUGCUGUAAUCUGUAUGUAUCGCUGUUGGGUCGGCCAACUGCUGCAGUACCUCAUUGCUGAAUUUCUUUAAUUAAAAUGGGGCUGGGGGCACCGGUAUUCACGUGGCAGCAGUCCUUGAUUGGAGCUGCUGUGCUGCUGUCACUUAGCCAGGAAGAAUCCGAGCUCCCUGCUAGUGCAAGCUGUAGUCAACUGAAAAGAGGGAAUGCCAAAUCUGUCCCAUUUCUGUGGUGAAGCAAUUGCAGACUGCUGUUACGGAUAUGGGGAAGGGAGAUAUUCAGUGAAGCAGCAAACAGAGGAUUAAAGAGAGGGAGUUUGUACAUGGGUACUGUAUGUCAGGUGAAUCCUGGGCCGCAGUGCGUCUGGGACCCAGGUUCUGCUGUGUGGGUGACAACUGUUAGUCAGACUUCUAUUUCAAGGAAAAAAAGGUUAAUGAAAAUGUAAUGUUCUUCUACUGUAUUAAUGAUUGAAAUCUAUCUCUAGAAGGUAGAUAAAUACUGAACAACAGCAGUCUCAAAAUAUGCUAGAGGAAGCUGCUUCUGUAAACAGCAGGAACCCGAAUAAGAUUAGAUUUGUAUGGCCUGAGAGGUACACGCAUUGUUUGCUGACAGACAUGACAAGUUUCAGGGCAGCAGUGUUCAGACAUGUCCCAGUGGUUGGUUUUUCUGCUGGCAGCCAGUGAGCUUUGCUGUGAUCAUAGCUCACAGCACUGCCACUGGCUAUCGUGUGCGGUGCUGACAGAGGGACUUCAUAAAAAGUGAUAACAAAGCACAGUAUUUGGGUUCCAGAAUAACAACUUGCAUAAAGGCCCUUGGUGCACA
Molecule: messenger RNA, 2018 nt
Organism: Lagopus leucura (white-tailed ptarmigan)
Lineage: Eukaryota; Metazoa; Chordata; Aves; Galliformes; Phasianidae
Gene: TBCC
Product: tubulin folding cofactor C
Exons: 1
Coding region: 1-1029 (342 amino acids)
Biological process (GO): tubulin complex assembly; post-chaperonin tubulin folding pathway
Cellular component (GO): cytoplasm
Molecular function (GO): tubulin binding
Source: RefSeq, a predicted model, not a curated record